Messenger RNA from Triticum dicoccoides, 3593 nucleotides. RefSeq names its product F-box protein At5g18160-like. Lineage: Eukaryota; Viridiplantae; Streptophyta; Magnoliopsida; Poales; Poaceae. Gene Ontology annotation, molecular function: protein binding. The transcript has 5 exons. The record is from RefSeq and is a predicted model, not a curated record. The coding region runs from base 816 to 2009 and encodes 397 amino acids.
CGAGCAAAAAGCAAUCAACUGAUCGAGUUGACUUUCCUGUCAACUGUCGAGCAUAGGCAUCCUCUUCGCUCGCUCCAUGUGAUUUCUUCUUCCCUGCUGGCCUUUCCCUUUGUUCCAGCUGUUCUACCAGUUGGGAGGUCCUCACCACCACUCAUAUGCAAAUGAACUUCUUGCUCGGGACGGUUAAGGGGAGAAGGUCCAAGAGACGGAGGUGCCCAGCGGCCAACCUCACCGAUGACCUCGUCGUUGAGAUCCUCUCUCGCCUCCCUGCCAGAUCGGUCUGCCGCUUCAAGUGCGUGUCCACAACAUGGCGGGACCUCAUCUCGCACCCGGUGAACCGUACGAAGCUUCCCCAGACCCUGGCUGGCUUCUUCACGAAGCACGAUGGUGAAACUGUGCCGUGCUGCAAUGGCCUUCUUCUCUUGGACAGCGGCGGUGGUGAUGCCAGCGAGAGCGCCGAGUCCCGAGGCUCGAGGCCCGUCUGGAGCUUGGUGCUCCGGCAAGUUCGGCUGGGAACGAUGGAGAGUCGAAACUCCGCGGCGAGAUGAUGCGGCGUACUUGGAAGCCAGCGUCGGCGGCGCCGGAGGACUAGUCUGUCGCGCGCGCAAGGAAGGUACAGGCAUCCCUCAAAUAAUGAUGCACCAAAGUGUCAUGGACCAUCAACGCGAGCAAGAAGCUAUCAACUAAUCGAGUUGACUUUCCUGUCGACUGUCGAGCAUAGGCGUCCUCUUCGCUCACUCCAAGUGAUUUCUUCUUCCCUGCCGGCCACGGCCUCUGUUCCAGCUGUAAGUUGGGAGGUCCUCACCGCAACUCGUAUGCAAAUGAACUUCUUGCUCGGGAUGGUUAAGGGGAGAAGGUCUAAGAGACGGAGGUGCCCGGCGGCCAACCUCACCGAUGACCUCGUCGUUGAGGUCCUCUCUCGCCUCCCUGCCAGAUCGGUCUGCCGCUUCAAGUGCGUGUCCACGACAUGGCGGGACCUCAUGUCGCACCCGGUGAACCGUAUGAAGCUUCCCCAGACCCUGGCUGGCUUCUUCACGAAGCACGAUGGUGAAACUGUGCCGUGGUCAGUUCCCUGCUUCACCAACGUCUCUGGCAGAGGCGUCCCAUUGGUCUCCCCUUCGCUUGACUUCCUGCCAGUCCACAAACGCAUUUUUCUCUUGGACAGCUGCAAUGGCCUUCUUCUCUGCAGGUGUUACGGAACCCAGUUUAGUACCGGGGAAUGGGAUUUGACAGAUUACCAUCACUUUGUGUGUAAUCCCGCCACAAAGGAGUGGGUUACACUACCGGGCAGAUGGCAGUGUUCACGACUGGGUUUUAAUCCAACCGUGUCACCCCACUUCUAUGUGUUUGAGUUCUUCAGAGACUAUGGGCACUUAGCCCCCUUGGUCAUUGGUGAGGUGUAUUCGUCUGAAACAGGAGGAUGGGUUCGUAAGGAGAAUGAAGUGGACAAUGAUUUUAGCUUCCCCCAUAGGUUGCCAGCUGUCUUUUUCAACGGUUGUAUGCAUUAUCUCACCAACAAGGCUUCAAUAGCCGUGGUGGACACCGGGGGGAAUGCUCGCCGAAACAUACCUGUCCCUGUCCCUGGUGAGCAGUGGUUUGGUUUCAUUCAGCUGUCCCAAGGACGUUUGCAUUAUGCCAAUUUUGAGGCAGACCAUGAAGACGAGGUGGUUCGACUAGUGGUUUAUGUUCUUGAGGACUAUGACAGGAAACGAUGGACAUUGAAGCAUACAGCGGAAGCUCCAUAUAUACUUGGAUGGCCAAGUGGUUUAUAUGAACCUGGAUGGGUAAGUUAUAUUAAUCUUGCAGAAAAGUUUGAGUGGGUUGCAAUUCAUCCAGACUGUAACAUGAUCUUUUACACUGUUGAGUGGGAUAAAACGUUGAUGUCCUACGAUAUGGAUCGUCGGCAAGUCCAAGAGAUCUGCACUCUUGGAGAAGACACUCGUGAGAGUUACCUUCCGUAUGUGCUGUUGUUCUCAGAGUUACAAGCUUUGCACCCCUUUCCUUCUUAAUAUAUAGUACGCACACUCGUACGUAUUCGAGAAAAAAAAAAGAGUUACAAGCUUUGCACAUAUGACAACAAUACUUGAUUGGUGCCUUUAUAACAAAUGGAUCCUCAAUAGGAGUCAAUUCUUCUUGCCAUGUAGCAGUGGGCUUGGCAAGUCUGCCUUCUUUUGUUUUUUGAGCAAUGUUGGUUCAUUCUAGAGCUAACUUGGUUAUUGCUCCAAGUUGUUAUUCGAAAUUUGAAUGAACUACCUGCUUUAUGUACUUGCCUCUUCGCGGCAAUGGUUCUCGACAACAUCCACAUGUUGGGUUUCCAUAGUAUUUAAGCAAACAUUCUAGGAUCAUCAUCAUGAUUGGAAAAAGGCAUGUCUCCUGUGCAUAUCAUUGCAACUUAAAUUUGGAUGUUCUAUUUGCGGUUGUGGGAUGUAUAAGCAUCUUCUUGACAGGCCUAGUAAAAGUAUUACUUAUUUUCUAUUCCUUUGGAGUUUGGAUGAAGAUAAGUCCAUGUCUUCCUGAGGUUAACAAGCACGAGUUACGUCUCCCGCUGUUCUUUAGAACCUUCCCGAGGUAACUUCUCUCCGUCAGCCCUCUGUUUCUUUUUAUUACGUAUGUGGGCUCUCCUGUCCAAGAUGAAUUUUUUUUUGGACACCUGAGAGUGCAAAGGAGAAAAAGUUGUAAACGAGCUUUAAUUUCUAUAAAUCGAUAAAUAACUUCCUAUCAAGAAUAGUAGAUGAACAUUAUGAUGAAUUAACCUUGGCGGAAGAUACUGCAGCGCUGCCUUUGUUAGUGAUCAUUGAUCAAACCUUGUCGUGGAGAACAAUCUGAUCAAACAAGCAAUUUUACUGAAUCUUUGGAGACUAUCAUUUGAAGAACCCUUAUCCAGGAACGCUCUGUAGAUCGCAUAGUUUAAUCGUGAGUGGGAAGUAUAUAUUCAAUUGAAGCACCGCAUGAUAUACACUCUAGCUCACAUCACAAAAGUGUGAAUGGUGUAUGGAAACGAAGUUGGCAUGUUGCUUAUAGAGUCAGUCAACUAACUUGGGUAUUGGACAUGAGUAAUUGAAGGCUGCUUGCCUGUCAAUCUGAUUUUGGUUCCGGGUGUCGCUAUGGGUUGCCUCUUCAAUCUCUGCUUCAAUGAUAUGUAGGUCAAAAGUGGUUCCUGAUUUGGUCAAGCGCAAGAUAGUUUGUCGCUUGCAGAAGAAAUAGAGAGAGAAGGGCGCUCUUACUAAUGGAGAAGCAGCAUUGUGGUGUUAUAGUAUCUACCUCGAAGAAUACUCUGGGACAGUCCUGAACUAAACACAGACAGUGUUCGCGCCCACUUUGCACAUUGCUACUGGAAUAUUGCAUCCUCCGGGGGAGGGCAUCAGAGUAGUGGCACAGAGAUAGAGAGACUACUAGCAAGCUGCAACCAUCUUCAGAGAAGAGUUGAAGAUUCAAAGGACAAGACAGGAGAUGAUCAUCUUCUUCGGAAGGUCACAUAUUCUGGCCGACUUUCUUCUCCGCUCCUCUUUAAGUUGUACUGUACAAUAGUUUGUCAGCCAGUUAAAUUAGACUGUUAAGUGUCGUGAUUGUUAUGCGUAGGGAAAUCCUAUGCU